Vespa velutina is the source of this 5101-nucleotide messenger RNA. It is a transcript of the gene Kap3, whose product is annotated as kinesin-associated protein 3. Bases 294 to 2840 code for a protein of 848 amino acids. Gene Ontology annotation, cellular component: ciliary transition zone; kinesin II complex; axoneme. The transcript has 17 exons. Gene Ontology annotation, molecular function: kinesin binding. The record is from RefSeq and is a predicted model, not a curated record. NCBI's taxonomy places the organism in Eukaryota, Metazoa, Arthropoda, Insecta, Hymenoptera, Vespidae. Gene Ontology annotation, biological process: microtubule-based movement; cilium organization.
CAUUGAACAACACAAUAUACAUAAUAUUUCUCAAUAUUGUCGAUAUUACAUUAAUAAAAAAAAGAAGAUAUACUUUUGUUGGUAACUUAUGUUCAUAACAAUGAUAUACUGCAAAUUUAUAGGAAAAAAUUUUAUCCUGAAAACAUUGUAUCAAUAUCAAUAAUGUUGGUAUUAAUGACAACGAGAUUGACAGAUCGUUUUGACUAAGUUUAUUAGGAUACGCGAUUUUUGUGUGUAUUAAUUAUAAUAAAAUAUUUAUUUUGUUAUUUGUGAGAAAAAAGGAAAAAUAUAAUAUGGAUGAAGCAAAAUUUUUGAAAAGAAAAGUGAGAUCUGGAACAUUGGAUGUACAUCCAACGGAAAAAGCAUUAGUAAUUAAUUACGACGUUGAAGCACUCAUUUUAGGAGAACUUGGUGAUCCUAUGCUUGGAGAUCGCAAGGAAUGUCAGAAAAUAAUUAGAUUAAAAAGUUUAAAUGCUGAUACUAAUGUAGCUUUAUUGGCAAAAGAAGUUAUGGAUAAAUGUUCUUUGAUACACGAAUCCAAAUUACACGAAGUUGAACAGCUCAUUUAUUAUCUUCAAACACGUAGAACAAAUGAGAGUGGAAAUGAUAGUGCUAGUCAACCACAAAGACCAACAUCCUCUAAUUCUAUGAAUAUUGAAAGUAGUGAAUCAGAACGUGCUAUCAUCAGUAAUGUUAAUAGUUAUAUCGAAUUAUUAUAUGAAGAGAUGUCAGAUAAAAUAAAAGGCUCAUCAUUGAUUCUACAAUUAGCCCGUGUACCUGACAAUCUUUUGGAAUUAACUAAGAAUGAUUCAUUAUUAAGUGCUUUAGCUAGAGUUCUUCGAGAGGAUUGGCGACGUAGUAUAGAACUUUCAACAAACAUCAUAUAUAUCUUUUUUUGCUUCUCAAUGUAUAGCCAGUUUCAUAAUAUUGUUCUUGAAUAUAGGAUUGGUUCUCUUUGUAUGGAUAUUAUAAAUUUUGAGUUAAGCCGUUAUGAUCAAUGGAAGGAGGACAUGGAAAAAUGUAGACGUCAUUUUGAAAAUACCACCGGUUUAGUUCUUUUUCCAACUACAAAUGAUACAUGCGAUAGAAGAAUUAAAAUUAUUGAUGAUAUUUGGAGUACUGAUGGUCCUCUGGAUUAUGAAGUAAAAAGAAGAUCUGUAGAAGUUAAUUCUAGUGUCAGUGAAAGUGAUUUGAAGAAGAUGAAGGAUGAGCUUGAAAAAAGUCGCAAAAAAUUUAAAAGUUUAACUAAAAAACAGGAACAAUUGCUAAGAGUCGCUUUCUACUUAUUAUUGAAUAUUGCUGAAAACAUGGAUGUUGAGAGAAAAAUGCGUAAAAAAAAUAUCAUUGGUAUGUUGAUCAAAACAUUGGACAGAACUAACACUGAUUUAUUAAUUCUGGUUGUUACAUUUUUAAAAAAAUUAUCUAUUUUUCGCGAAAACAAGGAUAUAAUGGCAGAGGAUAAUGUAAUUGAGAAACUACCACGACUUCUUCAAAAUAACAAUAUUGAUCUUAUAUCAAGUACAUUAAAAUUACUUUUCAAUUUAUCUUUUGACGCAAAGUUAAGAGCAAGAAUGAUACGAGUUGGUAUGUUACCAAAAUUGAUAAAAUUACUCAGUCAUGGUGAUGUCAAAAGCAAAGCUACAAUUUUAGGAUUGUUGUAUCAUGCAAGUAUGGAUGAUAAAGUUAAAUCUAUGUUCACAAAUACUGAUUGUAUUCCAAUGGUGAUGGAUAUGAUAUUAAAUCUUGAAGAUGAACAUUUGAAACAAGAAUUAAUAGCACUUGGAGUAAACUUAGCAACAAAUGCUAGGAAUGCACAGCUUAUGAUAGAAAAUAAUCACUUGCAAAAUCUUAUACAGAAAGCAUUCAGAAAUCAAGAUGCAUUGAUCAUGAAAAUGAUUAGAAAUAUUUCUCAACAUGAUUCAGUGAAAGAGAAUUUUGUUGAAUUUGUAGGUGAUUUUGCUAUGGCUGUAAAUCAAUCAGAUUCUGAGGAUUUUGUAAUAGAAGUUGUUGGUAUUUUAGGAAAUCUAGAAUUAUCUGAUUUAGAUUAUUCUCAAAUUCUUCAACGAUGUAAUUUAAUACCUUGGAUACGCAAUAAUUUAGUUCCAGGAAAAGCACAAGAUGAUUUGGUACUUGAGGUUGUUAUAUUUUUGGGCACCGCAGCAAACGAUGAAGAUUGCGCUCGCUUAUUGUGCAAAGCAGAUAUACUUCUAUCUCUUAUCGAAUUGCUUAAAGCAAAGCAAGAGGAUGAUGAAAUGGUUUUGCAAAUAAUCUAUGUAUUUUAUCAAAUUUCUAAACAUGAUUCAACAAGAGAUUAUUUAAUCCGCGAGACUGGUAAUGAAGCACCUGGGUAUUUAAUAGAUUUGAUGCAUGAUAAGAAUCCAGCAAUUAGAAAAGUUUGUGAUGCUUGUUUGGACGUUAUUGCUAUGUGUGACAAGAAUUGGGCAGCACGUAUAAAAGUAGAAAAAUUCCGUUCACAUAAUCAACAAUGGUUGGAAAUGGUAGAAUCUAUAGGGGCAGAUGCAGCUACACAUUUACUACCAGAUGAAGAUGAUAGUCUCUCUCCAUUUCUAAGUGGAGAACUUUUAAAACAUACCAUGUUAUUCCCUUCUGAUAACUCGGCAUUAUACAAUACAGAUGAUGGAUUUUCUUUGAUGAAAAAUUCAUCAGGAUCAUCUGAAAAUCUUAGUCGACCAGUUAGCAGGUAUAGAGAUCUCGAUGAAAUAGGUGAACUUAUGGCACGUUCGAAAUCACGAAUGUCUAUUGGCACAAGUUUAGAAGAUUCAUAUUACAGCAACAGAGUUAAAUUUACUGAUUUGGAUAAUCCUCAUGUAUUAAUAUGAGAGCAAAGUUACAUUACAUAUUAUUAAUAUGUAUUUUCUCAUGAUUCCUAUAUGUAUCAAAGCUUAUGUUUUUUUCUUAUAUGCAAAAUGUUAGAGUAAGUAUUCUACAAAGAUGUGUCUCUAUUGAAAGAACUAUAUGACAGAAGUUAUAUGACAGAUUAGUUUGAUCUCGUAGUUAUAUAUAUAUGUAUAUAUCUAGUGCCUUUAUUCUCUGUUAAUUUAUAGGCAUUUUUCAUUACUCUUCAAUUACUAGUCAUUUAUUUUAGUUAUUAUAUUAUUAUAUUGCAAUUAUUCUACAUAACAAUUGCUAUAUCACGAAGUAGACGUAAAAAGUUCCAAGAAAGGAAUGUAACAUUUUUUUAAAACUUCUUUAUAUAAAUAUCUUUUAAAAUAUCCAAUCUAAGAAAUACAUAAAUAUUGGAAGCUAAUACCAAAGAGUUUUAUAUGUAAAAUUAAAUUGAUUUUAUCAGAAACAUAAGAAUAUUUAAAAUAAUGAUAUAUCAACGAUAUCGAAUAUUUUUUAUAUGCUUAAAAAUUAUGGUUUAAUUUUUUUUUGUUUUUUUUUGUUUUUUUGUUUUUUUUUCUAAAUAUAGCAGAUAAACUGAAUAUGGCCUUGAACGUAAAAUUAUUUAUAGCACUAUAUGAUUAGUGCAAUAAUAUAGUUAGUAAAGUAUAAAAAAUUAUUUGUAAAUUAUGAAUUAAUAUUUAUGUUGGUUUUUCUUCUUUUAUUAUUUUUUUGUUAAAUUUAAUUGGUUUUAUUUAUAAAACUGUAUAAAAGACUGGUGAAUUAUUUAGAGCUGCUUAUAGAAUUAAAAUUUAUAAAGUUAUUCUUGAUUUAUUGUUAGAACAUAAACUUUUUCUUAUAAUACAUUUGGCAUUAGGACAAAAUAAAACAGUAUAACUAUUGUCACCAUCUGUAAAAAAUGUAUGUUCUUUCAAAUCCCAACUAACAGGACUAUCUGAAAAUCCUUGCACAUGAAAACUGCACCAUGGUAAAUUAUUUUGUAAUGGUACAUAUUCUCUCAUAGCAUUAUAAAUUUGUAUAAUUCUUCGAUUAGAAAAAAAUCCUGUAUAUUGUAGAUAGUUUACUUGAUCUACCAAUAUAUUUGGUUUUGGACAUUCAUAUGUACUUACAUAUUUUGAUGUUUUUUCAUUAUUUCUAAAAAAAACCAAAAGAAAAUAUAAACAAAAUGAUUUGUGUUAUUAUUUGAUAUUAUAUAAAUAUUAUUUUAAAAAACGAUACGUACAUUUCUCCAGAAAUACUAAAAACUCCAAGCCAUUCAAAAAAGUCAUUAACAAUAAACCCAUCAAUGACAGUAGGUAUAUUAACACGAUAUUCGGUUCUUUGUGAAACCUUUUGACGACAAAGUGAAACAGUAUAUCCAUGCUCGUGAAACCAUGCAGCAACCGAAGAUGGACACGUCUUUUCAUCUUAAAAUUAAAUAAUUUGUAGAUGAAUAUGUACUAAAUGUCAAUGAAUUUAUAGACAAAUAUAUACUAAAUGUCAAAAUAUCAUUACCAUUAAAAAAUGGAUUAAAUUUACCUGGUGGUUCCCAUAUUAAUAUUACAUCGAAAAUCAGAUCAAGAUGUUUCUCUAAUGCUAUUUUAACUCGUUCAUAAUUCUUCUUACCAGGUACAAAGUGGUUAGCCGUUAAAUCAAUUUUCACAACUAUGAAAAUUGUGAUAAAUGCAAAAAAAAAAAAAAAAAAAAAGAAAAAGUAAAUGAAUAUCAGUAGAAGUUAAAUUAUAGUAAUAAUUUUUCUUUCAAACUGUUAUUAACUUGUAAUAUACCAUUUCGCGUAUUUGUCUUAUAAUCAAAAGCAGAAUCAUUUCCUUCUAAUCCAAGUUUUUGAAAAUCUUCGCGUAUCAAUGAAAUUAUCAAAAUACCAUUUGGAGUAACAGCUAUGGUAUUACAUAAAUCUAUUUUAUUUCCAAUUGUUAGUAGUGUUAAUUCUCCUGUAAAAAAAAAAAAUUAAUACAUAUUGAUACUAAGAGAAAAUGAUACGUAUAAUAUACUACAAAGUAUAUCAAUACGACAGAAGGAAAUUCCUUUACCCUUUUUAAUAAAUGCUUCAAUAAAUUGUUGGUUCAACAAUUCAGAGGUAUGAAGGUCUUUAAUUUUAUAAUAAUCGCUAUCAUCUGAAAUACAAUUUUUCACACUCUCUGGAAUAUUAUUCGAUUCCGGAAAUAUAAAGGAUACCUAUAAAAAAAAAAGGCAAAAAAAAUUGUAAAUUAAAUAAAUUAUUUCUCUCUCAUGCAUA